AUGGCUGCUACAUUGCUAGGGGAGGAGCCCCGGCUGGGCAGCACGCCGCUGGCCAUGCUGGCUGCCACCUGCAGCAGAAUUGGUGACCCCAGCCCUUCGUGCUCCCCUGCUCUUUCCGAUGGAGCCCCGGGACUCGUCAAGGGCUUCCACCCGUGGAGAAGAGCCCCGGGGACCAGCAACCUAGGUGCCUGCCUCACCUCGCUCGGGGUUCCCCCUGGAGUCUCCAGGAAUAACGGGGCCGGACUGACGGAGACCUCCAGUGCUUUCUCGGUGACCACUGCCAACUCCCCUUUUGGAAAUGAUUAUUCGAUGUACCAGACUGCUGUGCCAUCAGACAACAGUGUGCCCGAUCCCGCGCACGCACAGCGGUCUAUGUUUCUGACCAAAAUCCCGUCCUCGGUGGAAGGCAUAGCCGGGAUAUAUCCGAGGAUGCACGCGCAUCCCUAUGAGUCAUGGUUCAAGCCCAUGGGAGAGGUCAGUAACGGGUCCGCUGCUUGGUGGGACAUGGGAACCAGCUGGGUGGACACACAGAGCACGGCCGGGUUACCCUCUCAUCUGAGCGGCUACAGCACUGACUUCAGCUCCGCUUUCAGCCCCGGUGCCACUCAGCACCUGCUCCCCGCCACACAGCACCUGUUUGACGGCUUCAGGCCGCCUGUCCCGGGUCCCUACUCAGAGUCUACGACGACGGGGGCACCUGCACUGACAGGAAACCCCGUCGUUUCUCUACCCUCAACCUCCCGCUCCUCCUCGCGGCGCUACUCCGGCAGAGCCACGUGCGACUGUCCGAACUGCCAGGAGGCGGAGAGCCUGGGCCAGGGGGGCACGAGCCCGCGGCGGAGGGGACUGCACAGCUGCCACAUCCCGGGUUGCGGUAAAGUUUACGGCAAGACCUCUCACCUGAAGGCUCACCUGCGCUGGCACACCGGAGAGAGGCCGUUCGUCUGCAACUGGCUCUUCUGCGGGAAACGUUUCACGCGCUCCGACGAGCUCCAGCGGCAUUUGCGCACGCACACCGGGGAGAAGAGGUUCGAGUGCUCCGUGUGCCACAAGCGGUUCAUGCGCUCCGACCACCUCAGCAAGCACACGAGGACGCACAGCGCGGAGGGCUCGGAGGAUGGCGGAGAACCGGGACUCGGUAAAGGGAGCAGCGACACGGACAAUAGCCUCUCCGGUAGCCCGAGCCAGUCUCCCGGGCUACACGCGCGUGAUACUGUCCAAACCACCGAGGCUGCGGUGGAAUAAUUCACUAAACUAAACACGAACAAAGCAACACGUGGGCAUUUGAUUACACUGUACCAGCCUUUAUGGAGGGUGUUUUCUUGGACACUUAAAAACUGAAAUGGCACUUUAUGAUGAACACUGUGUCCUUACCUCAUUUAUGUUUA
Morone saxatilis (striped sea-bass) is the source of this 1388-nucleotide messenger RNA. It is a transcript of the gene sp8a, whose product is annotated as sp8 transcription factor a. NCBI's taxonomy places the organism in Eukaryota, Metazoa, Chordata, Actinopteri, Moronidae. Bases 1 to 1245 code for a protein of 414 amino acids. The record is from RefSeq and is a predicted model, not a curated record. Gene Ontology annotation, molecular function: DNA-binding transcription factor activity, RNA polymerase II-specific; RNA polymerase II cis-regulatory region sequence-specific DNA binding. Gene Ontology annotation, biological process: regulation of transcription by RNA polymerase II. The transcript is spliced from 2 exons.